Myotis davidii is the source of this 3277-nucleotide messenger RNA. RefSeq names its product LDL receptor related protein 3 (gene LRP3). The record is from RefSeq and is a predicted model, not a curated record. The transcript has 6 exons. Bases 966 to 3206 code for a protein of 746 amino acids. Gene Ontology annotation, molecular function: protein binding. Gene Ontology annotation, cellular component: plasma membrane. NCBI's taxonomy places the organism in Eukaryota, Metazoa, Chordata, Mammalia, Chiroptera, Vespertilionidae.
GGUGCCUGCUGAUUUGUUUGCUGUCUGCUGUGCUGCGUGGAGGGGCAGGAGAUAGGGGACUUCUAGUUCUGCCCAGGGCUCAACUUUAGCAGAAACUCCCUGAGGUUGGUUCAAAGAGAGGUGUCUCUGCUGGCCAAGGUCACUGGGAUGGGAGGCCCAGAGUCCACAGAGCGCUCUCAUGGGCCCGCCUCUCAGACCCGGCCUGUCAGUCUCCUCCCGAUUCUCCUUGCACACUAGCUCCGGCUCCCUGCAGCCUGCCUCCUCUGCUGACUCUGCUGGCCUAGGGCCCUGCCUUGCUCAGCACGGAGUCAGCCCAGCCCUGCCUGGCGUCCUGGCCCCCUCACCAUUUCCAGGAGAAGACUGGCUGGCUGUGAGGGAGUGUGACGGCGUGCAGGUCUUACAGAUGCCAGCCCCAGGCCAGCCCUGCUGCUGGUGUGGUGGGUUGACAUGUCUGCCAUAUGCCUGUGCCCCAGUGUAGAUGCUACAGGCAUGAGGUUCACCCAGAGCCAGGGAGGGAAAGACAGCCACCGAGCGCCGCACAUUUUGUUCUUAGCUACCAAGACCUCAGUCCCAGCAGGUCCACAUUGUCCAGCUCCAGGGGCCUCUGUCCACAUCAUGGUGCCUGUGUUCAGUGUCCCCGUGUCUUGAGUUGCAAACAGUCUGUGUGGUCACAGGUGGUGGUCUGGGUCCUACCUUUUCUGGAGUCCACCCCUGACCCCUCUAGCAUUGCUAAGAGACAGCUUAGAAGCGGAGGCCCCCUCCCCCUCUGACCCAGGGCUCCAUGGUUGCAUUUUCAGGAUUUUCCCUGUGACUCCUCCUGUGAGGAUCCUGGAUCAGGACUGUCCCCUUGCCCCUUCCCAGUCUUCACUGGGCUCCUGAGGGCCUGGCUGGGCUGUCCUGGGGAUCUCAGCCCUGGGACUAAUGCCUCCUGCACCUUGGACUCUGGGCUCCGCCAUGUGGCCACUAUGACCUGGGGUGGCUUGGGUGAGGCCAGCACUUCGCCUCCUCUCCUGACAGCUGCCUGCAGUGGGAAACUGGAGCAGCACACAGAACGGCGUGGCGUCAUCUAUAGCCCGGCCUGGCCCCUCAACUACCCGCCGGGCACCAACUGCAGCUGGUACAUCCAGGGUGACCGUGGCGACAUGAUCACCAUCAGCUUCCGCAACUUUGACGUGGAGGAGUCCCACCAGUGCUCCCUGGACUGGCUCAUGCUGGGCCCAGCGGCCCCACCCCGCCAGGAGGCCUUCCGGCUCUGCGGCUCUGCCAUCCCGCCUGCCUUCAUCUCCGCCCGGGACCAUGUCUGGAUCUUCUUCCACUCUGAUGCCUCCAGCUCCGGCCAGGCCCAGGGCUUCCGUCUCUCAUACAUCCGAGGGAAACUAGGCCAGGCAUCCUGCCAGGCAGACGAGUUCCGCUGUGAUAAUGGCAAGUGCCUGCCGGGCCCAUGGCAGUGCAACACUGUGGAUGAGUGUGGCGAUGGCUCUGAUGAGGGCAACUGCUCAGCGCCUGCCUCCGAGCCACCUGGAAGCCUGUGUCCUGGGGGCACCUUCCCCUGCAGCGGGGCACGCUCCACGCGCUGCCUGCCGGUAGAGCGGCGCUGCGACGGCACGCAGGACUGCGGCGAUGGCUCCGAUGAGGCUGGCUGCCCUGACCUGGCCUGUGGCCGGCGGCUGGGCAGCUUCUAUGGCUCCUUUGCUUCCCCAGACCUGUUUGGUGCAGCCCGAGGGCCCUCGGACCUUCACUGCACAUGGCUGGUGGACACACAAGACACGCGGCGUGUGCUGCUGCAGCUGGAGCUGCGGCUGGGUUAUGACGACUACGUGCAGGUGUACGAGGGCCUGGGUGAGCGUGGGGACCGCCUGCUGCAGACGCUGUCCUACCGCAGCAACCACCGGCCCGUGAGCCUUGAGGCUGCCCAGGGCCGCCUCACCGUGGCUUACCAUGCCCGCGCCCGCAGCGCUGGCCACGGCUUCAACGCCACCUACCAGGUGAAGGGCUACUGCCUCCCAUGGGAGCAGCCGUGUGGGAGCAGCAUCGAGGGCGACAUGGGUGACACAGGUGAACAGGGCUGCUUCUCGGAGCCACAGCGCUGCGAUGGCUGGUGGCACUGUGCUAGCGGCCGAGAUGAGCAGGGCUGCCCCGCCUGCCCCCCAGACCAGUACCCCUGCGAGGGUGGCAGCGGCCUGUGCUACGCACCUGCUGACCGCUGCAACAACCAGAAAAGCUGCCCCGAUGGCGCUGACGAGAAGAACUGCUUCUCCUGCCAGCCUGGCACCUUCCACUGUGGCACCAACCUGUGCAUCUUUGAGACGUGGCGCUGCGAUGGCCAGGAGGACUGCCAGGAUGGCAGCGAUGAGCACGGCUGCCUGGCGGCCGUGCCCCGGAAGGUCAUCACCGCCGCCCUCAUCGGCAGCCUGGUCUGUGGCCUGCUGCUCGUCAUCGCCUUGGGCUGCGCCUUCAAGCUCUACUCACUGCGCACGCAGGAGUACAGGGCCUUUGAGACGCAGAUGACACGCCUCGAGGCUGAGUUUGUGCGGCGGGAGGCACCCCCGUCCUAUGGGCAGCUCAUUGCCCAGGGCCUCAUUCCACCCGUGGAGGACUUCCCUGUCUACAGUGCAUCCCAGGCCUCCGUGCUACAGAACCUUCGCACAGCCAUGCGGCGACAGAUGCGCAGGCAUGCCUCCCGCAGAGGACCCUCCCGCCGCCGGCUCGGUCGCCUGUGGAACCGGCUCUUCCACCGGCCUCGGGCACCGCGAGGACAGAUCCCACUGCUGACUGCUGCGCGCACCUCACAGACAGUGUUGGGUGACGGGCUCCUCCAGCCUGCACCAGGGGCCGCCCUGGACCCCCCAGCACCCCUUACGGACACAGGCAGCGCUGGGGCAGCUGGAGAUGGGUCCCCCAGUGCCCCCGUCCAUACACCAGAGGUGGGACCUUCUGUGCUGCCCCCCUUGAGCCUGCAGGACCCAGAGUACAGGCCAGUGGACAAGGACAGAAAGGCCUGCAGGGACCCUCUGAUGGACAGCCCAGCGUCUGUGGACAUGCCUCGGGAGCCCUGCUCGGCCCAGGACCCUCACUCCUUAGCCCCCACUGCCGGCAGCACCCUAGGCCCCCACCCACCAGAGCCACUGGGUGUCUGCAGGAGCCCCCCACCCCCCUGCUCCCCAACGUUGGAGGCCAGUGACGACGAGGCCCUGCUGGUCUGCUGACCCACCAGACGCGCUGGUGACUGCCACAGCCCCGCUUUGUAACCAGGGAAUAUACAGUUGUUUCUACCCUG